AUGUUAAAAAGCGUGGAGGAAGGCUCCCCAUUUACCGUCGACAAUAUCCCCUUCGGCGUCAUCUCGACACCCGAGAAUACAAAACCGCGAUGCGCAACGGCUUUCGGAAACUAUGCGAUAGAUCUGAGCGCGCUUGAGCGCGUUGGAUCUUUCAGCGAUAUUCCGGGCCUUGAGGGUAAAGGUGGAGUUGAGAUGAUCAAUAACGUUUUCUCGCAGCCCACUCUGAACGCUUUUGCAGCGAUGCCAAAAGAGAUUCAUCGCAAGGUUCGAAACUCACUCGUCAGGUAUUUCCGUGAUGGCCUUCCACCGAGUUACUAUAUCCCGCUCGAAACAGUGACAUAUCACUAUCCCAUGGACACAUUCAACUUCUCGGACUUCUUCUGCUCCUUGGAACAUGUCAAGAACUGCGCAAAAGUAAUGAACGCCCCCAUAGCCCCCAGCUUCUUCUUCAUCCCCCCAGUCUACAAUGGCCGUACCUCCAGUCUCAAAAUCACAAACACUCCGAUCCACCGCCCCCGCGGCGUAAUUCAACCCACCCCAACCACACCUCCAACCUACGCCCCGACGCAAGCCCUCGACUUCGAGCUCGAAAUGGGCGUCUUUAUCUCCAAGCCUCUCCCAUCCGGCCAGGUUCUGGACAUCUGCAACGCGCGCGAACAUAUUUUCGGAUUUGUGGUGUUGAAUGAUUGGUCUGCGAGGGAUAUUCAGAGUUUUGAAAUGGCGCCGUUGGGGCCGUUUCAUGGAAAAGGGUCUGGGACAAGUAUUUCGCCGUGGAUUGUUACGUGUGAGGCGUUGGAUGGUGUGGCUUGUGCGGUUGAGGUUGCGCAGGAGUCGGGGGUGUUGCCGCAUUUGAGGUGGAAAGGGAGAGGGGGGGAGGCGACGUUUGAUGUUAAGUUGCAGGCGAAGGUUUUGAGGAAUGGAAAAUCGUAUAAUGCCACCUCGACUAACCUGAACGAACUAUACUGGACGCCCUAUCAGCAAUUAACCCAUUUAGCCAGUGCUGGUGAGGGCUUGACUACAGGAGACAUAUUUGGAACGGGGACUAUCACGAGCGAUCGCACCAACUACAAAGGCGAAAAAGAUGGCAUCGCUUGCCUUGUCGAGCGAAAAGCCCCAGAAAAUGAAUUAUCUGGGCUUAAAGACAAAGGAAUCGAAUUUCUACAAGACGGUGACGAGGUAGUCAUGGAGGGAUGGUGCGUGAAUUCAAAGACAGGAGUAAAAUUCGGAUUUGGCGAGUGCCGGGGACAGGUUCUCCCUUCGAUAUAUUAUAGAGAAGAAGAUCAUCUAUGA
Aspergillus ruber CBS 135680 is the source of this 1290-nucleotide messenger RNA. RefSeq lists its product as uncharacterized. Gene Ontology annotation, molecular function: fumarylacetoacetase activity. The transcript has 5 exons. Gene Ontology annotation, biological process: L-phenylalanine catabolic process; L-tyrosine catabolic process; homogentisate catabolic process. The record is from RefSeq and is a predicted model, not a curated record. The coding region runs from base 1 to 1290 and encodes 429 amino acids. NCBI's taxonomy places the organism in Eukaryota, Fungi, Ascomycota, Eurotiomycetes, Eurotiales, Aspergillaceae.